GCACUCGGUCUUAUCGUCUGCUAAAGUCUUCACGACCGACAGGAAUUUUUACUUGUUUUUUCAUUUAAUAGACAGAAAAUCAUCCAGAACAAAAACUUUAUAAAUUAAAGUUCUCCUCAUAUUAUGCUGUCGCUGAGUGUCGCCGUAAGUACCUGUCAAAUCUUUAAAUAUUAAAAUAUAUAUUCUAUUUUCCGUUGAGUGGCGAACACGAUGGCCGCUGCCUCGUUUUCGUUCGAAUUCUUAGAAUUUCACCUGCUUUCGCAGACAUCUCAAUUCUAACUAGAAGCCAUGUUAUUCUCGGAAUUCGAAUAGUUCUUAAUCAAAACGAGAAUAGAAACAAUCUGUAUAGUUGGCUUUUUACGCGUCCAGCAGAUCGGAUCUCGGAUUGUUAGGAGAUCGUUAAUGAACGGACAGCAGACUUUGAGAAAGAUGCCAUCGAUUAACAGCCCGGAAUCAGACACUGUUGAGGAAGGAGAAUCGAUGACGGUGUCAGGGCUAGCGAAUGCAUCAGUUAAGCCUACGGAUAGUUCACCUCCUGUGAAGUGUGCACGCCUGUCGCAAAAUGGUUCCACUUCAACCGAAGAAUCCAAAGAAUCAAUGUGGCAAAAAACCGGUUUUGUCAAUGGAAAAUAUCUGAAUCCACCGACGACAUUGGCUAGACGAAAUUUUGCAACAGUAGAACGUAAUUGUUUACCUUCUGAAAAAUAUUUGGAGGCUAAAAAGAAACUAGAUGCUAUUAUUUCAUCUUCUGACUCUAGCAGCGUAACUACCGAGACUAAGGCUCGGUCGCUAUGUGAAAUUUAUAGCAAUUUAGAACUAGAAGAGAAGGCAUUAUUUCUAAAUACACUAUCCACCGAAUAUGGUCUUAAUCAAGAUCAAGUUAUCCAUGCCGCCCAAGCGGUCUUAGCUUUAAGAGAAAAAGGUAGUGGUACACUAUUAAGAGCUGAAGAAAAAUUAAGGUUAACUUUACAACCGCGAUAUCAGCAUAUUUUCGCCGUGGUUGGACGUCUGGAAAAAGGUGUUAAAUUCCUGGUGGAUAUCAGAGCAGAUCUCAUGGAUUUGAUCCAGGCUCGUUCAGCUAGUUCAACUGACAGCGAAGAUCAAACACACCUAAGAGUAAUGAGUAAUAACAUACGUGAGUUACUCUCCUUAUGGUUCUCAGUCGGUUUUCUUGAUUUGGAGAGAAUCACUUGGCAAUCACCAUGUGACAUGUUGCAAAAAAUAUCCGAAUAUGAAGCCGUCCACCCAAUACGCAAUUGGACAGACUUAAAAAGACGAGUUGGAAACUACAGACGCUGUUUUGUCUUUACACAUGCUAGUAUGCCUCGUGAGCCCGUCGUUGUCUUACACACUGCACUUACGUCUGAAAUAUCCUCCUCAAUCCAAUCAAUUGUUCAGAGAAAUGCUCGAUUGAGUGGUGAACCAGAGCCGGUAGAGCUUAGCGAAAAUACCCAUUCCAUUUCAACAGCUAUUUUUUAUUCUAUCACCUCAACCCAAAAGGGGUUACAAGGUGUUGAACUUGGAAAUUAUUUGAUAAAAAAAGUAGUCAGGGAAUUGCAAGCCGAAUUUCCAAAUAUGAAAAAUUUUUCAAGUUUAUCUCCUAUACCAGGUUUCAGGGAUUGGUUGUUAUCAGAAAUUGAUUCCUUUUCUAAAACUAAACAAAAGCCUGUGCUUCUUAAAAGGGAAGAGAAUAAACUAAGUUCCCUUGAUUCUAAAACAGAGCCAAUUGUCACACUAAAGCAUUCAAUUCUUCAAAUGUCAGACUCUGCAACUUGGUUCCAGAAUUCACCAAAUGUUGAUGUAAUAAGUGGUAUUUUAAUGAGAUUGUGUGCACGUUACUUGUAUAUUGAAAAGCGAAGAGGCCUUGCCCUGAACCCAGUUGGUCAGUAG
Dimorphilus gyrociliatus is the source of this 1890-nucleotide messenger RNA. Lineage: Eukaryota; Metazoa; Annelida; Polychaeta; Dinophilidae. The record is from the annotation of a GenBank genome assembly.